Molecule: messenger RNA, 1296 nt
Organism: Rotaria sordida
Lineage: Eukaryota; Metazoa; Rotifera; Eurotatoria; Philodinida; Philodinidae
Source: the annotation of a GenBank genome assembly
AUGAUCUCAACCAAUAUAUUGAAUUUGAAAAUUCCAAGUCAAGAUGCUCAAGGUCGUUGGUAUGAAACACUUUCACCAACACAAGUCUUGACUGGACAACAACAACAACAACAACAACAACAACUACAAGAACAUGAUAAAGAGAAAAAGAAGAAAAAAUGCCGUGGGAAUAGAAGAGCACAACGUCUACGUCGACGACUUCGUCAACGAGGUAUAGAUCCAGAUACAAUUACAGAAUUAGUUAAUCAAAGAAUCAAUCCUCAACAACAACAUAAUGAAGCAAUACAAAAUGAUCGAAUUCCACAAUCGAUACAACAUAAAGAUAAACAGCAUGAUAGUACAGUAAAAAAAUCAAUAAAACGUAAAAGAAAUGAAACAUCAUCGAAUACAAUUGAUAAAUCUUUAAGUCAAUUAUCUAUUUCUCAACCAUCACCAAAAAAACAAAAGAUGGCAAAUAAUGAAAUUGAACAAGUAAUAACAAAUGGAACAUCAGAAACGAAACAUUCAAAAUCUAAAAAACAAAUUAAUCAUAAUAAUGGCGAUUCUUAUAUACCUGAUUAUUUAAAAGUAUCAAAUCGUAUAUUUAAAAAAAUGUUAAUUAAUUCAUUAGAAGGUGCCAAGGAAAUUGUUAAAAGAUUAAAUUCAAAAGAUAAAAUUAAUUAUAUUCGUCAAUAUGCUUAUUUAAUUCAUCGUCUAUUCUAUGUACAAUUACAGGAAAGUCAAUGGAAAUAUUAUUAUGAUAUUGGUAUACAAGAAAAUAUUUGGUCAGGACGUGUAUCAAAAAAAUGGGCUGCUAUGAAUAUAUCACAAGCAUUACAAGAUUUUGGUAAUCAACCAUUACCUCAAUGUCUAUCUGAAAUGAAUCCUCCAUUAGACUUUGAAAAAAUAUCAGCAAUGGUUACAGUUGUUGUACGUAAAGGUCAACAUAAAUUAAAGCAACAAUUUGAAUACAAUAAAAAAAUGUUAAAAUUAGACUCAACAGAUCACCUUUUUGUAAAAAAUAUUUAUGAUUUUAAACCAAAUAAACAACAGAUUCGUUCAAUCCGUAAUAUAUGGAAAGCAAUUCAAAAUAAAAAACAAAUGAAAGAACAAAUUGAAAUAUUAAAACAUCGUAUCCAUUCCAAUUGUUUACCACCAGCUUUUAAUCUUCUUGAUUAUACUCUUGAUAAAGUUGAUAAAAUACUUAGUCGAUCAAAACAAUCUGCUACUAAUGAUAAUGAUAACCAGCAACAAACAAUAUUAACUGCACGUCGUUUAAAAAAAAUUGGACGAUUUAAAUAUGAUAUGCUUGAAUGA